AAUGAUGCAAAGUGAAGUGAGUCUUGCGUUUGCAUCAUAGAGCAAAAAUAAAUAAACAAUCAAAUGUGCUCAAAAUUCGUAAGAGCAUAGAUGCCUUUAUAACUCUUAGAAAUGGUAUUUUUUCUAAAAAGUUUAAGUUAUGGAGAAAAAAUAUUUUUAGGAUAUAAGCACAUUCGUUUAAAAUCGUCUGCCUAUUCAUCAUUGACUGAACUCAAUCUCAAAGAGGCUGUAAACUGCCGAAUCACAAGACUCUCUGAAAUUCUUGAUUGUACUUAUUUUACUGCUAAGAAAAUAGUAUCCCAUAACUCUAAUAUUAUUGCUAUAACUUCUGAUACCUUUUUACGAAAUUCAGAGUUUUGCCGGAAACAUUUGAAAUUUAGUGAUGUGGUUGAAUUUCCUCUCAUUAUAUCAUAUAAUCCUAGCUUACUACAGCAUCGUUACUUUUCUCUCAUGGAAUUAGGAUGUUCUAAUAUCUCUGUUAGUUAUAUCAUUAGAUUUCCUCAAAUUUUAAAAAAAUCUCCCACAACCCUAAGAAAGGAUGGAAUCAUUUUUAAUGCUGACAGUUUUUUAGAAACUUAUUUGCAUUUGAUAGACUGUGAAAAUCAAAGUGAAGUAGAAUCACGUUUUUACAAAAUGUAUAGAGAUGGAAGCUCUUUGUGGGAGAUCAAAACUGCUAUGAAUGCUGAAUUCUUAAGCUUAAAACUCAACUGCUCUCUUGUUGCAAUCCACAGGAUGUUCAAGAAAUAUCCUCCUCUGAGAACACAAAGUAUAUUAAACACAAAUCUAUUAUUAGAUGUACUUUUUAAAGACUUCCAAUUUCCUCUUUCGAAAGUAUUCUCGGUUCCAAAUUUGUUAUCGUUGCAUCCUGAAAUCGCCCUGAAAUUUUUAUCUGAUAUUCCCACAAUUCUCGGAAUUAAUACUAUUGAAUUAAUUAACAAGUUUCCAAUAGUGUUACGAAGACCCGUUUGUUUGAUAAAAAGAGCAGAAAACAUUUUAAAAGAAUACAGUAUAACUGGGGAUCAACUUAUGUGUUGUCCCAAAAUUAUUAACUUCAAUCCUUCAACUCUACAACAGCGUCUUGAAAAAUUGUGUAAUUCUGAGGAUUUUUCCUUGUUGAUAUCUUACAAAAAAUUCUUGUGGCUAGUAUACCACUAUAGUAUUCUUGAGCGCAGAUUACAUUCCCUAAAGGAACGUGGUAUUCCUUGUUCUAUCAGUGUGUUAACUACUUCUGAAUCACAAUUUGAUCAAUAUUUGUCCGCAUCAGAUUAUCGUACUUGCAUCAAAGAAAUCUGUUUUUACUUAGCUGGUGUCUUUAGUUGCACUGAAAUACUAAUUAGGGAAAAAUUGAAAGAAUAUCCUAAUAUUUAUGAUUCAUCCCUUACCAACUGUCGAAAAAUAGUUGAAUUCCUCCUCGAUGCUGGUGUUUCAAAAAAUCAACUCUUGACAGGAAUUGGUGUGGUAUUCUAUGAUUUUGAAGUAGUAAAAACAUUUUUCCAUGAGAUGCAAAAUCAUGAUGACUGCCAGCCAUUUGCAGACUGGAUCAAUCAUUACAACCUGAUACAAUUGCUGAUAUAUAAAAUAGAAGUAGAGGCUGGAUUAUACAGAGUGACAGGUAAUUCAGAUGAUUAUGAAGAGCUGAGUAUGGAAUCUGUAUAAAUUUAACCUGAGAAAUUUAAAGAAUAUCCCAAUGUGUAUCAUUAAUCUCAUAAAAACUGUCAAAAACAGUUGAAUUCAUCCUUGAAGCCAGUGUAACCAAAAAGCAAAUUUCAAUUUCAGAAAUUCUAUGAUUAUGUAGUAAAAAUGUUUUUUACAGUUAAUACAGAAUCAUCAUGACUGUCAGGCAUUUUAAGAUUUGAUCAACUAUUACAAUUUGAUGCAGCUGCUGAAUCAUUAAGUGACUGAAAUUCAAGCAACUUUAAGGAGCUAAGCAUGGAACUUAUAUAAAUGUUAUAAAUCUUGAAAUUAAAAAUGCAUUUAAAUAAAAUUGAUUUUACCCUAAAA
This is a messenger RNA of Parasteatoda tepidariorum (common house spider), 2001 nucleotides long. It is a transcript of the gene mTerf5, whose product is annotated as mitochondrial transcription termination factor 5. The record is from RefSeq and is a predicted model, not a curated record. Gene Ontology annotation, cellular component: mitochondrial matrix. Gene Ontology annotation, biological process: regulation of DNA-templated transcription; termination of mitochondrial transcription. Gene Ontology annotation, molecular function: double-stranded DNA binding. NCBI's taxonomy places the organism in Eukaryota, Metazoa, Arthropoda, Arachnida, Araneae, Theridiidae.